CAACGCCAAGGUGUGGCAAAUCCCAACAAACAACUAAUGAGUGCCAGACAACACUGCUAGUAAUCUCGAUUGGAUAAUAUAAAUGAAAAUAAUAUAAACAGAUGACAAACAUUUUAGAUUUAUUGAGAUGGAAGAAACAACAAAUGCUGUUGCAAUAAUCACCUUAUUUGUCACACCUGUAGUUAUAGCACUUGGCAUGGUUGGAAAUACUUUAUCACUGUUGGUCAUGCUACAAAAGAAAAAUAGAAAAACAAAUACAGGUGUUUAUUUGGCUGUUAUAGCAGUGGUGGACAACUGUCAAAUGGUCACCUUGUUGACACAUUGGCUAUAUGGAACUGUACUUAUGGUACCAUUACAAGAUAUGUAUUGUAAAGUCUACACUUACUUUGCCGACUUCUGGAGUGAUUCAUCCAUCUGGAUCAUUGUUAUCAUGACCAUCGAUCGGACUGUCGCCAUUAAGUUACCAUUAAAGAAAUUCCUGAGGGCCCGUGUAAUUAGUAGCAGCAUACUCGGAGUGACGUUUUUCUUGUUGAUCAUUCGUAAUAUACCGUUUCUUAUAUAUGGUUUCAGUAAAGUAGAUGAGGUCACAGAGAGUGACAUUUGCCUUGUUUAUGACGCAAGUCUCAAUUCAACAGCCGUUGUAAUUCUACCUUUAUUUGAUGUUUGUUUCCAAUCGAUUAUACCUUUUUUCAUACUCACGACGUGCAAUGGAAUUAUAAUACAUGCACUUAAAAAGAGGAAACAACAAGUUGCAAAUCUUGGAGUGACACAAAAUAACCCAAUGAUGAAAGCAAGAGCUGUAUCUAUUACAAUGAUGCUUCUAGUUAUUUCAUUCUCUGCAUUAGUGUUAACUCUACCUUUAAACCUUCUCAUAUUUCUUGCACCCCUGGUUGAAAAUGGGACAAUAGACCCCAAGACAUUUUCUAUAAUAUUUGCAGUGUGUUUGCGACUUUAUUUUGCAAACAAUGCAUUGAACUUUUACUUGUCCUUGAUAGGUGGACAGAAGUUUAAAAAUGAUGCAAAAACAUUGUUAUGUAAGUGUACACCAUCUCAACGUGAGACAAAUAGAGUCACAAAUGGAGAAGCAACUGUUGAAUAGUUCCCAAAUUAUAAAGUCAUUAUUUAACCAUAAGUUGAUGCUCUUGGUUUCAAAACACAUGGCUGGAUGGAGUCAGCUUGUUUUUCAUUUUAAAUGACUUAAAAUAUAAUGGUUAUGUAAUUGUAGGUUCUGGAUACAGGGUUUAUCCCAUGAGACUGCAGGGAUCAAUAAAAUACACAUUUCUU
Messenger RNA from Owenia fusiformis, 1284 nucleotides. The record is from the annotation of a GenBank genome assembly. NCBI's taxonomy places the organism in Eukaryota, Metazoa, Annelida, Polychaeta, Sabellida, Oweniidae.